AUGUUUGCAGUCUGCCGCACCCUGGGCAUCCCCUGCAGGUCACUGACCAACUUCAGCUCCGCCCAUGACGCGGACAACACGUGCACCAUUGACCGUUAUUUUGACGAGGCAGGCAACAGUCUACGCAAUUUUACCAACGACUCCGUCUGGAAUUUUCACUGCUGGAAUGAUGUGUGGAUUAUGCGCCCUGAUUUGCCCCCUGGCUACGAUGGAUGGCAUGCACUGGAUUCCACUCCUCAAGAACGAAGUCUUGGUUGUUUCUUCCAGUGUGGUCCCUGUCCAGUGGCUGCUGUCCGCAAAGGUGACAUCAACAUCGGCUACGACACCGCCUUUGUCUUUGCCGAAGUCAACGCGGAGGAACUUCAGUGGCAUGGGAAUCAGGAUAAGCACAAAACAACCGACAGGACCGCCCUGAAGAACAGAACUGUCUUUGACUUUGAUGACAGUUUCGUCAGACUGGACAUCACUGAAGAAUACAAACCUAAAGAAGGCUCUGACGCAGAGAGACGCAGCGUGGAGAAGGCCCUGCGUUACACGCGGUUUGGAGAAAUACUUUUCCAGGGACAGGCUGAAUUGAAAGUGGAACUGAAGGAAGAAGACAACAAAAAGACCUUCGUUGGCCAAGACGUCGUCGCCAAUUUCGUUGUGACUAACAUCACAACAGUUGACCGACGAGUGGCUGUGACUUUGACAGCUCGCAACACUCACUACUGGGACCGUGGCAUUGGAGACGACAACAUCGCGAAAGAAAAGUUUGGUGCCGUUGUCUUGCCAUCUGGACAAAGCCAGACAUUCAGCCUAAAAAUCCCUUACGCAGAGUACAUGAAAGGAAAUGAUGAGUGGUUGUCGCUUUUCGUCUACGGCUGUGCAGUUGACCUCAACGAUGACAUGCCUUACAGUGCCCAGAGACCAUACACUGGACCAGCCGAGGCCAAGUCUGAACAACCAGUGGACGUCAUGGUGUCUGUCGUGAAUCCUCUACCUGACCGCCCACUGACCGGAUGCCAGUUCAUCAUGACCGGCAGUCUAGAGCUUGCAGACAAGGGAGACAAGCGCUUUACUUCCUACUUCAGGAUGCUGCGUGCAGAUGUCAGCGAUGUGAAAGCCGGCGAGAAAUUUUCAAUCAGCUUUAAACUGAAAGGCACGACAACAGUGGCUAACAAGACCAAGUCGAUGAAGUUUAAUUUGAAAAGCAAUGAGCUGAGAGAUCUCAAUGGAGAUUAUGAACUUAAGUUGGUUCUUUGA
This is a messenger RNA of Pomacea canaliculata, 1245 nucleotides long. RefSeq names its product protein-glutamine gamma-glutamyltransferase K-like. The coding region runs from base 1 to 1245 and encodes 414 amino acids. Gene Ontology annotation, biological process: peptide cross-linking. The record is from RefSeq and is a predicted model, not a curated record. NCBI's taxonomy places the organism in Eukaryota, Metazoa, Mollusca, Gastropoda, Architaenioglossa, Ampullariidae. The transcript is spliced from 9 exons. Gene Ontology annotation, molecular function: protein-glutamine gamma-glutamyltransferase activity.